Purpureocillium takamizusanense is the source of this 2732-nucleotide messenger RNA. RefSeq names its product glycerol transporter, variant 2 (gene GUP1). The transcript is spliced from 3 exons. Gene Ontology annotation, biological process: GPI anchor biosynthetic process. NCBI's taxonomy places the organism in Eukaryota, Fungi, Ascomycota, Sordariomycetes, Hypocreales, Ophiocordycipitaceae. The coding region runs from base 1143 to 2597 and encodes 484 amino acids. The record is from RefSeq and is a predicted model, not a curated record. Gene Ontology annotation, cellular component: endoplasmic reticulum.
GUACUUUUGUAGAAGCGUGCGUCAUGGCCCGAUAAGACACGUGUCUCCCCAGUGUCUGUAAAGUACAAUGCAUGCUCAGAUCCUACUUUGCAAAGCUCUCUGGCCUUUGACGUGGCCGCUCGCCGUGCGGAAACUGCAGUUGACGGUCGUGGCGAUGAUCGAGCUGGGACAUGUCGUGAUGGUUGACAACAGACGCCCCUUGAUUUAAUCGUAGAUAGUCUGCUCCACCUCCGCUGCCGGAUGAGCGGCUGCGCGGGUUGGGCGAGGAUCUUCAGCUUUGGCAAUGCUGCCGAGCGCUAUCAAGAAGCAGAGCUGGGGACUCGCCGCGUACCUCCUUGCCGCAUACGGCCAGUGACUACGGUUUUGCGAGAGGUUUGCGGAGAAUCUCCUUACGACCGUUCUAUCUGAGUUGUACAGAAAGCAAUCCGUGAUGCGAUUGUCAUCUGCCUAUUAUCCCGGGCUACCCUGUAGCUCUUUGGUACCUGAAUUUUGGCAGCUCCAUGUGACGUCUCCCCAACUCAGGGGUGCAAUUCGCCGAGGCCCCACCAGCAGGUCGGACCUCACCAGACACGUUCCAGCAACAUCUUGUCCAUUACCAAUCGCGACCGACCUCGCCCACCGUGUCGUUGCCCAGAGCGCGUACCACAAUGCGCUGAGCCCGACCUCGGAGUUUCGUUCGCUUCAAUCGUCAGCCAUGGGCGCGCUGUCGCUCCUCGGCAAGGUCUACGGCCUCGACACCCUCGACACUCGCUUCACCUCAGCCUCGUCCGUUCCUUACCAGAGCAUCAUUGACGCGCGCGGCGAUCCCGCUGCUGCCAAAGAAGCGGCAGCCAAGGCGCAGGCACGCGCGCAGCCGCCAAAAUGGCAGACUCCCGAGUUUUGUCUCUACUAUGUGGUCUUUCUGCUGGCGGUGCCGACCAUGUUUUGGAUCCCGUACACAGUCUCGCGUCGUGUGUUGCCCCCCCCCCCCCCCCUCUCCUCGUGAUGAUGUCGACGGUUCGGAAGGCACGUGCUGACUGGCUCUAGCAUCGGACCCGAGAUACCACAAGUAUGAGCGCUUCUUGUCCGACGGCUGGAUCCCCGGGCGCAAGGUCGACCUAUCCGACGCACAGUACCACACGUUUCGAGGCAACCUGCCGUACAUGGGCGCGCUGCUGCUCUUCCAUCCGCUGCUGCGGAGGGUGUGGAAUGCGGUCUAUCAGCAGCCCGGGCGGACGUCAAGUGGCUCUGGGCGGCUGGAGCUGCGGGCGUCGUUUGAUUUUGCCUUUGCCAUACUCUUUCUCCUUGCGCUGCACGGGGUGUCGGCGUUCAAGGUACUCGCCAUUCUGUAUGUCAACUACCAGAUUGCGAUGACGCUGCCGCGGAGCUACAUCCCCGCAGUUACAUGGGUAUUCAACAUCUCUACGCUGUUCGCCAACGAGCUCUGCGAGGGGUACCGACUGCGGUGGCUGGCUGCCCACGUCGCGUCGGCCGACUCUGCGCUGGUGCAGUGGGGUGCAUGGCUGGAUGGCUUCGGCGGCAUCAUGUCCCGGUGGGAGGUGCUGUUCAACAUUACCAUUCUGCGGCUCAUCAGCUUCAACAUGGACUAUUACUGGAGCAUUGACAAGCGCUCUGCCAACGGGCUCGAGAAGAAGCAGCUAGACCCGGCCAACCUGUCGGAGCGAGAUCGCAUCACCAUCCCCGCCGACGUCCGGGACUUCACGUUUCGCAACUAUGUCGCCUAUGCUGUGUACGCCCCGUUGUACCUGGUGGGGCCGAUUUUGACGUUCAAUGACUACAUCUCCCAGCUCAAGCAUCGGGCGAGCAGCAUCGAGGCCUCGCGGACGAUCCGAUACGGCGUGCGAUUCGUGCUUGUUUUUCUCGCCAUGGAGCUGGUGCUGCACUUUGACUACGUCGGGGCCAUCAGCAAGGCGAACCCGGUCUGGGGCGAGUACACGGCUGCGCAGCUGAGCAUGCUGUCUUUUUUCAACCUGCACAUCAUCUGGCUCAAGCUGCUGCUGCCGUGGCGGCUUUUCCGGCUGUGGUCGCUCGUCGACGGCAUCGAUCCGCCCGAGAACAUGGUGCGCUGCGUGAGCAACAAUUACAGCACGCAGCUGUUCUGGCGGGCGUGGCACCGCUCCUACAACCGAUGGCUGAUUCGCUACAUUUACGUGCCGCUCGGGGGUUCGUCGUUCCGCAAUUGGCGGGCGAUUGCGCGGUCCAUCGUCACGUACUUGCUGGUGUUCACGUUUGUCGCGCUGUGGCACGAUAUCCAGAUGCGGCUGCUCAUCUGGGGGUGGUUGAUCGUCCUCUUCAUGGUCCCCGAGUGGGCGGCGUCGGCGUUGUUCCCCAAGCGCAAGUGGGAGAGCCGACCUACCGAGUAUCGGAUGCUGUGCUGCGUAGGCGCUGUGGCCAACGUGCUCAUGAUGAUGGCGGCGAACCUGGUCGGCUUCGCGGUUGGGCUGGACGGCCUCGAGAGCAUCAUCAAGGGGAUCCUGCAUGACUGGUCUGGUGUCAUGUUUCUCGUGGUGGCAUGCUCUUGUUUGUUUGUCGGCAUCCAGGUCAUGUUCGAGAUUCGGGAAGAAGAAAAGCGCAAGGGAGCGACGCUGAAGUGCUGAAUGACGACGGGCGCGUGCAGGGCGCGUGUAAUUGGGGGGCCAGAACGGCAUGAGUCGGCACGCAGCCUGCCAAGCAAGAAUAUCGGCUAUUGUAUGAAGUAAACAUCUAUAGCGAACCUAUACUACCGACGUCUC